UGUGGGCAGGCAGGCACAGCGUCCCGGCUGCGCGGCGCGGCGCGGCUCGGCUCGGCUCGGCUCGGCUCGGCUCGGCUCGGCUCGGCUCGGCUCGGCUCGGCUCGGCUCGGCUCGGCGCGGCGCGGCUCGGCGCGGCGCGGCUCGGCUUGGCUCGGCGCGGCGCGGCUCGGCUUGGCUCGGCUCGGCUCGGCGCGGUUCGACUCGGCUCGGCUCGGCUCGGCUGCAGCGCGCUGCCCUCGCCAUGUCGGUGGCCGGGCUGAAGAAGCAGUUCCACAAAGCCACGCAGAAAGUGAGCGAAAAAGUAGGAGGUGCAGAAGGAACAAAGCUAGAUGAUGAUUUCAAAGAAAUGGAAAGGAAAGUGGAUGUUACCAGCAGGGCAGUUAUGGAAAUAAUGGCAAAGACAAUAGAGUAUCUUCAGCCAAAUCCAGCUUCCAGAGCUAAACUCAGCAUGAUCAACACUAUGUCAAAAAUUCGAGGCCAGGAGAAGGGACCAGGCUAUCCUCAGGCAGAAGCCUUGCUGGCAGAUGCGAUGCUGAAAUUUGGCCGAGAACUUGGUGAAGAAUGCAACUUUGGACCAGCACUUGUUGAUGUGGGAGAAGCUAUGAAGGAGCUUUCUGAAGUCAAGGACUCUUUAGACAUGGAAGUGAAGCAAAACUUCAUUGACCCACUUCAGAAUCUCCAUGACAAAGAUCUGAGAGAAAUACAGCAUCACCUGAAGAAAAUGGAGGGUCGACGCCUGGAUUUUGAUUACAAGAAGAAAAGACAGGGCAAGCUCCCUGAUGAAGAACUUCGUCAAGCUCUGGAGAAAUUUGAUGAAUCAAAAGAAAUUGCUGAGUCAAGCAUGUUUAACCUUCUGGAGAUGGAUAUUGAACAAGUGAGCCAGCUUUCUGCUCUCGUGCAAGCCCAGCUGGAGUACCACAAGCAGGCCACACAGAUCCUACAACGAGUUACUUCUAAACUGGAAGAUAGAAUAAAAGAGGCAUCAUCUCAACCCAGGCGAGAAUACCAGCCCAAACCUCGCAUGAGCCUGGAUUUCUCAACUGGUGACAAUACACAGCACAAUGGAGGAAUAUCCCAUGCCACCACACCCAAACCAUCAGGUGUUCACAUGGAUCAGCCAUGCUGCCGGGCUCUGUAUGACUUUGAACCAGAGAAUGAAGGGGAGCUGGGAUUUAAAGAGGGUGAUAUUAUUACCCUCACUAACCAGAUUGAUGAAAACUGGUAUGAGGGGAUGCUUCAUGGCCAGUCAGGUUUCUUCCCCAUCAAUUAUGUCGAUAUUCUCGUUCCAUUACCCAAUUAGGAAUGCUGACCCACCACCUCUGACACAGAUAGCUGUGUCAGUACCACUGCUUUCAAAAUGCUGCUUCUUACACCUUACAAGUGCAAACUGCAGUGGUUAGUUACCAAUUCCUAAUGAGCAUCUUUGGUUUACGUGUUGUCAUACUAUGUGGUGGUGAUGCGUUGUAUCUUCAGAGCCAGCACAGCGUGGAUUAGGUUAUUGACUGUGCAGGCCUGGUAGUACCAGAGCCAUUAGUGAGAUGAAAUGGGGAAGAUGAUGGCAAGCAAAGCUGAUAAUUCAUAGUGAGGUAGCAGGAAGUGAAGGUGGUGUUGGGAAGAUAAUGCCUAUCACCACUGUAUUACUUUUUCAGUCUUAGUUCUCUAUAAAACGAGGGAAAAGUUCUUGCCAUUACAUCUUUCCCUUUCUAAUGAUACAGUUCACACAGGUCUAACAUUGACUAACCAGAAUUGUAUCUUCCAACCAAACUGGCUGGCUGUUCUCACAGAGAGAGCUUAAGUGUAGAUCCUCUGGUUUCGCAGAAAGUGAACCACUGUACUGUGUGUCCUGCUGCUCUCUGCUAAGUUUUAUAUUCUUAAUUAUUGUUAAAAGGCCUAUUUCCCUCCAGAGGUAAACUGUAAGCUAUGAAAUGGGGAUUCCUGUAGUAGAAAUGUUGGACCACAAACCACCUGAAUUUGCCCUUCAGGAACUUUUAGCAUGCUCACCAAAAUGCCAGUAAAUGGGCAAGAUGGGGAAUAAAACUGGCAUUUAUUUAAUGUUUCUUGUCAAGUCUUGGCACAAAA
Molecule: messenger RNA, 2079 nt
Organism: Prinia subflava (tawny-flanked prinia)
Lineage: Eukaryota; Metazoa; Chordata; Aves; Passeriformes; Cisticolidae
Gene: SH3GL2
Product: SH3 domain containing GRB2 like 2, endophilin A1
Exons: 9
Coding region: 242-1300 (352 amino acids)
Biological process (GO): synaptic vesicle uncoating
Cellular component (GO): cytoplasm; glutamatergic synapse; presynapse
Molecular function (GO): protein binding
Source: RefSeq, a predicted model, not a curated record